Phycomyces blakesleeanus NRRL 1555(-) is the source of this 2020-nucleotide messenger RNA. RefSeq lists its product as hypothetical. The transcript is spliced from 5 exons. The coding region runs from base 115 to 1803 and encodes 562 amino acids. Gene Ontology annotation, biological process: SCF-dependent proteasomal ubiquitin-dependent protein catabolic process. Gene Ontology annotation, cellular component: SCF ubiquitin ligase complex. The record is from RefSeq and is a predicted model, not a curated record. NCBI's taxonomy places the organism in Eukaryota, Fungi, Mucoromycota, Mucoromycetes, Mucorales, Phycomycetaceae.
AUUAAAUAAUAAUAAAAAUAAUAAUUGACUUUGCGACUUUAAUAAAGCCUUUUUGUUAUAAUAUCAUCACAAAGGUUUUCCUUGAGAAUCACAGAGAAAAAUAAGAAAAGUAUAAUGUCAAACAAUGACCAGCAAAAUCGAGUGCGUGGGCCUACUUCAGCUCUAAGUAGUUUUUUAAGAGAGCACGGCAUUCGAGUAGAGAAUCGUAGUAGAAGAGAAAGAAGAGAAGAUCUAGCAAGACAACAAGCUGAGGAAGCGUCUAAUGAAGAGACACCAGACACUGUACAAGAUACAGUCACGACUACUGUAGACACACCUUCGACUACUGUGGAGGCACCCCACCAGGAAGAAGAGACUACCGCAGUACUCUAUGCACCCAGAACACGUCGGACACUAGCUGCGGCCAAUAGAGCAUUGGUUGAAGCGGCAAAUGAAAAAGCGAAUAAUGGGAAGAAGAAGCCGGAGGAUGAUAAACCGGAUCCUGGGAUUGGGUCGUCCUUUAGAGCACCCAAAGGUCGAACUCGAAUUUUCUUUUGUUCAAAAUGCAACAAGAGAUUUGCUCGUAUCGCCAGCCUUGUUGAUGUCGGAGACGAAAACAUAUGUCCCUCGUGUCUAGAUAACAAUGGACCAAAGGAGCCUCCGAAACCCAAGAAACGAAAAAUAGGAUCCAAACGUCAAUCUCAAAAUAAAGCGGGCUUUAAUGAUGUACCCAGUCUACAAGACAUUUGUACCGAUACUAUUGCAGAACACAUAGACUGUGUAGAAGCUUUGGGUGAUAUCAGUACGAUCAAUAUGGACAAAAUUGCUACAAUUAUUUCCCGUAAUCGAAAGAUGGACACCCGCACGGCGCAACUCUUUAUGAAUCCGCUCCGCCGCGAAUUGACUCUGACAGACUGUACAGCCAUCGACAAGAAUGGAUUGAUUAAUAUUGCACAGUUCUGUCCUCACUUGGAGAAACUGACUUUGACUUACUGUGGCAGAAUGACGGAUGAGGUCAUUAAUGCUUAUGCAACACGCUUGAAAAAUCUCAAAUCUAUCGAACUUUCUGGCCCGUAUUUGGUCACUGAUAAAGGCUGGGAAUCCUUUUUCGGUGCCAUUGGUUCUCAAUUGAAUACGUUUGCCAUUCGACACUCCAUGCGAUUCACCCAGGCAUCAAUGAAAGCUCUUGUUGGGGCAGCGAAGAACCUCAAACACCUUCGCCUUUCCCGUCUCUCUCGUCUUGAUGACGAUGGAGUCGAAUUAAUAUGCCGCCUAAAACCUCUUGAGACAUUAGAAAUAUCUUGGCCUGGAUGUAAAAUAUCGUCGUCUAUCUUGGCCAAAAUCUUGGAACAUCACACCACCUUGAAGGAACUGUGUCUGGACGGAUGUACCAGUGUAGAUGACACAGUUGUAGAGGCGAUUCAGCUUUACUGCCCUCACCUCGAAAAGCUUUCUUUGUCAGAGUGCAACGAGAUAACUUCAGAGGCUAUUCAAACACUGUUUGAGGAGUGGAAGACACCGUACCCAGGAAGAGGACUGACUUAUCUAAACAUCUCUCGGUGUUUGUCUACCCAAGACGAAGCUCUUAUUGCGAUCAUAAACCACUCGAAAAACACUCUUAAACACCUCAAUAUCCACAGCCUGGAUGAUCUGACUCCACUUGUGCUGGAGCGCCUAGGCGUGUGUAAAGAACUCACGACACUUGAUUGUGGGUUUGUGCGGUCUAUGGAUGAUUGUGUAAUGGGUUGCCUAGCAAUUGAAUGCCCAAAGCUGAAAGAUAUUGAAGUCUGGGGAUGCCAUCAGAUAACAAGUACAAUGUCUUGAUUUCCUUAUAUAUAUAUAUCGAAGCUUCACGAUGAAUAAAUUCUUUAUUCAAGACAGCAUGCGCAGACAUACAUAUAUAUAUGUAUAUAUAUUCUUUGUCUUAUUUUUCACGAAUACAUUUUAGCUUGUUUCAUUUAAAGAUAAUAAAUCACCUGAGAAUAUCUUUACAACAUAUGUAUGUAUGUAUGUAUGUAUGUAUAUUGGAUUACAACCAUUC